Messenger RNA from Cyanidioschyzon merolae strain 10D, 1284 nucleotides. Its product is annotated as ferrochelatase. Bases 1 to 1284 code for a protein of 427 amino acids. The record is from RefSeq and is a predicted model, not a curated record. Gene Ontology annotation, molecular function: protoporphyrin ferrochelatase activity. The transcript has a single exon. Gene Ontology annotation, biological process: heme biosynthetic process. NCBI's taxonomy places the organism in Eukaryota, Rhodophyta, Bangiophyceae, Cyanidiales, Cyanidiaceae.
AUGUUUGUAGUCGUGCCUGGGAACGCCUGGCGCUUGCCCCGUCCUCGGGGCGGUUUGCACCGUCGCCCUACCUGGAGACUUUCCCUGAUUCACGGGAGCGAGGACGGUCAACAUGCGCUGACGAGCUCAGGUACAGCACGGAACGCCGCUUCACCGGCGACGAGCACGACCGCGACUGCAACGACGGCGCGCGUGGCAAACCGGGGCACCGCUGGCAGCGCCUCCUUCCUGGAGCCACGUUUUCAAGGCCGAACUGGUCUCAUUCUGGUAAACAUCGGGACACCGGCGAGUCUGAACGUUGCUGAUGUGCGGCGUUACCUACGCGAGUUUCUCGGCGACGACCGGGUGGUCGACAUCCGACCCAAAUGGCUCAAGACGAUUUUGCUGCAAGUGCUGCUCCUCACUCGACCAGCAAAGUCAGCGGAAGCUUACGCGAAUAUCUGGGAUAAGGAGACAGGCUCGCCGCUGUUGCACUAUUCUCAAGAACUUGCGACAAAGAUACAAAAGCGGGUCGGCAAUGGCUACGCAGUCGCUGUCGGCAUGCAGUUUGGUGAACCGAACCUGGUCUCGGUGAUGCACGAUUUUCGUCGACGCGGUAUCGAUCGAAUGAUUAUCGUACCGAUGUUCCCGCAGUACGCGAGCAGUACCACUGGGAGUGCCAGCGAGAUGGCUUAUCAUACCGCGAGCAAACUGUACUCUACACCGUACCUGCACAUCGUGCCGGCAUUCUAUGACCAUCCCGCCUACAUACAAGCCUAUGCGAACGUAAUCGAACGAGUCAUUGGGCCGCGAGGAUCACGACGCGUAGAUCACCUUCUGUUGAGUUUUCAUGGUGUCCCUGAAAAACACUGUCAACAAACUGAUGAUACUGGUUUAGUUUGUAUGCAGCAAGAGCAUUGCUGCAGCGCGUUGGUGCAAGCGAAUCGCAACUGCUAUCGGGCGCAGUGUUUCGCUACUGCCCGCGCUCUAGCACAGACGCUGGGCUUGGCACCUCACGAGUACUCGGUGUCGUUCCAGAGUCGCUUGACUGCUGCUGGACCAGAGUGGAUUAAGCCGUAUACCGAUGAAGUGUUGACGAUAUUGCCGAAACAGGGUGUGCGGCGCCUUGCUGUCGCCAUUCCGUCUUUCGUUACAGACUGUCUGGAGACGCUCGAGGAAAUCGGGAUGCAAGGGCGAGAAGAAUUCCUCAAUGCGGGCGGGGAAGAAUUUUACCUGGUGCCGUGUCUGAAUGAUUCCCAAGAAUGGGCCGAUGCCUUGCUGCGUAUUAUCGAGGACUCGUGUUGA